Brassica oleracea var. oleracea is the source of this 2236-nucleotide messenger RNA. Its product is annotated as probable serine/threonine-protein kinase At1g09600. Bases 1 to 2040 code for a protein of 679 amino acids. Lineage: Eukaryota; Viridiplantae; Streptophyta; Magnoliopsida; Brassicales; Brassicaceae. The transcript is spliced from 8 exons. Gene Ontology annotation, biological process: protein phosphorylation; positive regulation of transcription elongation by RNA polymerase II. The record is from RefSeq and is a predicted model, not a curated record. Gene Ontology annotation, molecular function: RNA polymerase II CTD heptapeptide repeat kinase activity; ATP binding; cyclin-dependent protein serine/threonine kinase activity. Gene Ontology annotation, cellular component: nucleus; cyclin-dependent protein kinase holoenzyme complex.
AUGGGGUGCGUAUCCUCAAAAGGCGUGCGAGCCAACGAUGGUUACAUGGAGACCAACCAUGUAAGUAUUCCAAAAGACAGAACCUCCAAGAAACAACCAUCUUCAGAGGAAACAAGCGCUAAUGGAAACGACGCUACACUGAGGUUAAUACCCAAUACUAACCAUGUCUUCUCUGAUGACGACGAAGAGGAGGAGGAGGAGGAGAAGAAGAGCUUUGAGAUGAAAUCUCUUGAAUCAGUUUCUCAAAAAGGCACCACUGUCGAGUUACUUGAUAAUGUAGGACCGUUGCAGCCAAGAGUGAGUCGAAUUGCUAGUGUUACCAAUGGAGACAGAACAGCUAAGGUUAUUGCCGGUUGGCCCUCUUGGUUGGUUUCCGUUGCUGGUGAAGCUCUCAGUGGAUGGCUUCCUCGUUGUGCAGAUUCCUUCGAGAAGUUAGAGAUGAUUGGGCAAGGGACGUAUAGCAAUGUGUACAGAGCCCGUGAUCUCGAAACGAACCAGAUCGUUGCGCUGAAGAAGGUUCGGUUUGCUAAUAUGGAUCCAGAGAGUGUGAGGUUCAUGGCCAGAGAGAUAAUCAUCCUCCGUAGGCUUAACCAUCCAAACGUUAUGAAACUCCAAGGGCUUAUCAUUUCAAAGGCUUCCGCAAGUAUGUAUCUUGUAUUUGAAUACAUGGACCAUGAUCUUACAGGCCUUGCUUCAACCCCUGGGAUUAACUUCUCUCAGGCACAGAUCAAAUGUUACAUGAAGCAGUUGAUGCUUGGAUUAGAACAUUGCCAUAGCUGUGGUGUGUUGCACCGUGACAUCAAGGGAUCGAAUCUUCUGCUAGAUCGUAACAAUAAUCUCAAGAUUGCUGAUUUUGGUCUUUCUACUUUUUACCAACGGAAACAGCCUCUGACUAGCCGUGUUGUGACCUUGUGGUACCGCCCGCCUGAGCUUCUGCUCGGUUCCACAGACUAUGGAGUCACGGCUGAUCUGUGGAGCACAGGAUGUAUUCUCGCUGAGCUCUUUACUGGGAAGCCUCUUCUUCCCGGAAGAACCGAGGUAGAACAAAUGCACAAGAUCUUUAAGCUCUGUGGAUCACCUUCUGAGGAGUAUUGGAGAAGAUCAAGAUUGCGGCAUGCAACCAUCUUUAAACCUCAACAUCAGUACAAGCGAUGUUUAGCUGAGACAUAUAAGGAUCUUAUCCCUUCUUCAGCUUUGGCUCUCCUUGAUGUUCUUCUAGCUGUAGAGCCGGAAGCACGUGGAACCACAUCCUCUGCCCUUCAAAGCGAGUUCUUUACUACAAAACCUUUUCCAAGCGAGCCAUCAAGCUUACCGAGAUAUCAGCCAAGGAAAGAAUUUGAUAUCAAGCUUCGAGAAGAGGAAGCAAGACGAAGGAAAGGUGCCAGCAGUAAACAGAAUGAACAAAAACGGUUUUCAAGAGAAUCAAGAGCUGUACCUGCUCCUGGUGCCAAUGCAGAGCUACUGGCAUCAAUACAGAAACGUCUAGGGGAGACUAACCAGACAAGCGUGAGUGAGACGUUUAAUCCUGAGGGAGAUUCUGGCUCUGGCUUCAGGAUUGAGCCACACAAUCCCUACACAAAUGGUGACAAUCAUUCUAACGGAUCAAGCCAUCUGAGAACACAAAGGUCCUAUGUCCAACGUGGAGGAGCCCAAUUGUCAAGAUUCUCAAACUCGGUUGCACCUAACAGAGAUGGUUCUUCACAGUUUGGAAGUAUGAGAGACGCCUUAGUGAAUCAACGCUGGCUUGAAGAUGGUUCUGGGAAUUGCAAUUUGUCCCAAAGAUUGCUUGAGAACCCCAAUGGUUUGAGGAAAGAUGACCCUUCGUCCUCUAGCAAAGGCCCAUUAAUGGGUUAUGAUGGAGAGAAGAGAGAGAGGAUUCAUUACUCAGGACCGUUGAUCUCAGGAGAAGGAAACUUGGAUGAAAUGUUGAAAGACCAUGAAAGGCAGAUCUUGUUGGCUGUACGUCGAGCUCAAGCUGAUAAGGCUAAGAGGGACGUUAGCAGACAGGCCCGGGGCUCGCUUCUGGCUGAUGGAAGUUGAUUCUGGGAGAUUUCUUAGAGAAUUUUAAAAAAAAAAAAAAAAAAAAGCAAACUUUUGGGAACAGUCUGAUGAGGGUUCUUCACCAUACUUGAUCAGCUUUUUUUUUUUGGUUAGGACUUAGGAUCUUGUCUUGUACAGUCUAUUUGCUAACAUUUAUCUGAUUGAUUCUUUUAAUUAAUCUAAUAAAAUCCCGAUU